Messenger RNA from Tremella mesenterica DSM 1558, 2103 nucleotides. RefSeq lists its product as uncharacterized. The coding region runs from base 1 to 2103 and encodes 700 amino acids. The record is from RefSeq and is a predicted model, not a curated record. NCBI's taxonomy places the organism in Eukaryota, Fungi, Basidiomycota, Tremellomycetes, Tremellales, Tremellaceae. The transcript has 6 exons.
AUGGCCCCUCCUACUCCCACCUCUAACCCUUUCGCCGCCAUGAGGAACUUUGGUGGUAUGGUGUCGUCUGCUCUUUCCUUCGGCGACAGAUCUCGCCAAGUCUCCUCCCUCGGCCUCGGCACCCUCUCUUUGGGGGAGCCGUCUGGCGAUGUCCCGCCUCCUCGCUCCGCUUCUCCUCCCGCCGGUCCUCCCGCUGGUUCUCCCUCUGCUUCUCCUCCUCCUGGUUCUCGCUCUGCUUCCCCUCCUGCCGCCAGCCCUCGCCGCAGGACGCCCGCCUUUCGUCCUGACUUCGAAGGAAAAGGGGGUGAUUAUAGUGAUGAGGAUGAUAGAAUCGUGUCGGAGGGUGAAACCGAGUUAGAGGAACACUCGGAUGAUGAUAUGGUGGCGGUUAGUGUAGAGGACAACAACGUAGAUAGUCCUGAGCCCGCUCCUGCCCCUCCCCCUGCUCAAAUUGUGGGCCAGAAACGACGCCGUUCCCUCUCCUCUUCUUCUUCUUCCUCUUCUUCUUCUUCCUCUUCUUCUUCCUCUUCCGGGGUUCUCCCCCCCCCCAACGCCAUCGCCGCUGCCGCUGCUGCUGCCGCCGCCGCCGCCGCCGGUCCUGCUGCCGCCGCCCCCGUCGCUGCUCCCCCCCCUUCUCCCAGAGGGGAGCCUUCGCCCAAACGGGUGAAGAGAUCACUGCGGGAAGAAGAGUACUUGUGGGAGAAGAUGAAGUCCGAGCCUGGUCGUUGGAUCGCGGUUGGUGUUGACGAAGCGUGUGAUCGUUGCCGGCCCUCCGUUGUGCUUCAUGCACGUCUGGCCCCUGCUCCUUCUGUCCCGUUUCCUCUGCCCGGGACAUCCGACUCUUCGCCCUUCCCCCUUCCUCAGACUCCAGCGUCUGUCCCCCGCUCGCGGGUACCUCCUUCGUCUCUCCGGUCGGUUCUCCGGUCGGUUCGCCGUACUUCGCCGGACCUCCGCCCGUCGCCUCCGUCGCCGUCGCCCUUCGCCCCUGUGGCCGGCCCAUCACGUCUCCCGGCUGUUCCUCCUUCGUCUUCUCGCCGUCCUUCGGCCUCUGCUCCUUCGGCCUCCCGUCCUUCGGCCUCUCGUCCUUCGGCGCCACGUCCGUCCUCUCCAGUGGUAGCUUCUCCUCCGGCUCACAGCACCCGAAGUCGGCGUCCUUCUGUUCCUCUGGCCACUUCGGCGGCCCCUCCCGUCACCCCUCCCUCUGCUCCCCAGAAGACACCGAAGUCUUCUUUAAAGAAAUCAAAAGGGAAAUCUAAAGAGAAGGAGGUUGCCUUCAAUGAUGGUGAUGUGGAAGGUGAAGAUACUCAGCGUGCUGGUCCCUCUGCUCCCCGGUUGUCCCUCGUCCACCCUCGUAUCUCCCUGGACGUCCGUAUUCCUGAGGACGAAAAGGAAUUCGCCACUUAUCGUUCUCUCGUCCUCGGUCUCACUACUCAGCUUGAGGCUGCCCGAAAUGAUACAUCUCUCCUGCUUGACUUCUCUUCUCGUCAAGCUAACGCUUUAAACAAUCUUACUGCGGCGUUAGUAGAUGUAGUCAACACUGGGGCUCUGCACGACGAAGCAAGGACAAGGUUAGCGGACGUCUCUCGCCGAAGCCUUACUGAGAUAGCCGAUGUUCGCCGAAGACUGUUCGACACCCCCUUCCUAGUCACUCCUAUGGCGUAUGAGCCACCACCGUCCCUUGACUGGUUAGGUCGCCGUAGUAAUUCUCGUGUCCCAGCUUCCGCCCAGACUGCUCUCGACCUCCUCAGUCUUCCCUUCGAGUGUCUACGGACCAUACGUUCUCUGUGGAGGACCCCGAGCAUGCAAGCUGCUCGAGAUGUCCAGGACUUCGGUGACUUCUUUGGGGCUAUGAAUCGGGCAUGGAAUGCUUCUCUCUCUACUGCGUUCCCGUCUGAGACUCUCGAUCUACCUUCGGUCAUCGGUAGCCUCCACACCAAUCCCGCGGGACCGAGUAGAUCGAAGGAGAAAGGAAAAGGAAAAGGUAAGGGUAAGAGUAAGGACAACCCUUCGCAGUCGCCCUUCCUUCGGCUUAGUAGGGUGAAGUUCGUGGAACUUCGCCAAUAUGUCGUCAGCUCCAUCGACGUUCUCCACUGGUUCCCAUGA